Messenger RNA from Dioscorea cayenensis subsp. rotundata (Guinea yam), 1276 nucleotides. Its product is annotated as putative glucan endo-1,3-beta-glucosidase GVI. Gene Ontology annotation, molecular function: hydrolase activity, hydrolyzing O-glycosyl compounds. The record is from RefSeq and is a predicted model, not a curated record. Gene Ontology annotation, biological process: carbohydrate metabolic process. Gene Ontology annotation, cellular component: plasma membrane. Bases 29 to 1159 code for a protein of 376 amino acids. The transcript is spliced from 2 exons. NCBI's taxonomy places the organism in Eukaryota, Viridiplantae, Streptophyta, Magnoliopsida, Dioscoreales, Dioscoreaceae.
AAAUCAGGAUUAAAUAAAUUUAAAUAAGAUGAUAAGACCUGUUUUGGUUGUUUGCCAAGGUUAUAUAAGUCCAUCCAUGAGACACAAACAAAGAGGAAAGAUACAGAUGGUUAGAGGAGUGCAAGAGAAUUUGGUAUCAAUGGCUUUGAUCAAUUGGAUAGCUGCUGCUUUCUUACUCAUCUCUUCAACCUUCAUUGCUUUUCCAGGAACUAAAGCUAUUGGAGUGAACUAUGGAAUGCUUGGUAAUAACCUCCCAACACCAGCACAAGUUGUGGCACUAUAUAAAUCGAACAACAUCGACAAACUCCGGCUUUAUAAUCCCGAUUCCAGUGCACUGCAAGCACUGCAAGGUUCAGGAAUACAAGUAAUUCUUGGCACACUGAAUGAAGAUCUGCAAAUGCUUGCAAGCUCUCCUUCAUUUGCUACAAACUGGGUGGCAACUAAUGUAGCACCUUAUGCCGAGUCUGUUAACUUCAGUUACAUAACUGCAGGCAAUGAAGUGAUUCCAGGCACACAAGCAAACUAUGUUUAUCCAGCAAUCCAGAACUUGGACUCUGCUUUACAGGCUGCCAAUUUUAGUAUUCCUGUGACCACAUCAGUAUCUACUGAAGUGCUUGGAGUGUCAUAUCCUCCAUCUCAAGGCGCAUUUUCGCAGAAUGCUACAUCGAUCAUGUCACCGAUUGUAUCAUACCUUGCAAGCAAACAGUCUCCUCUUCUUGUUAAUGUUUAUCCAUACUUUGCGUAUUCUGGUGAUCCACAGAAUGUGAAACUAGACUAUGCAUUGUUCACAGCACAAGGUGUUGUUGUGCAGGAUGGUUCACUUGGGUAUAAGAACUUGUUUGAUGCUAUAGUUGAUUCUUUGUACUCAGCUCUGGAGAAGACUGGACAGCCAAAUCUUGACGUAGUUGUGUCGGAGACUGGGUGGCCGUCAGGAGGUGGUGCCAAUGGAGCAACGAUAGAGAAUGCAAAGAUAUAUAACAACAAUGUCAUUGCUCAUGUUAACGGAGAGACCGGUACACCGAAGAGGCCGGGGAAAUCGAUUGAGACAUACUUGUUUGCUAUGUUUAAUGAGAAUCAGAAGCCUGAAGGGACUGAGCAGAAUUUCGGGCUUUUUCAUCCUGACAUGACUCAAGUAUACCCUGUCGAUUUCAGUUCUUAGUUUAACAGACAUUGUAUUGUUUAAGUAUUAGAUAUUGCUUGAUCAUUUGAUGUUAUUUGUACCUUAUGUAUGAAUAAAAAUAUUAUAGAUUAGUUUAUUUUUAAAGACUCACAAGUA